UCGCCGGCUUGGCCCGCGCGGGCGGGCGGGAGAACAAGAGGGGCUCCGGGGCCGUGCGUCGGGGUCCGGGAAACGCAGGCUGGAGCUCGGGACAGCCGUGGGGCCGAGCAGGCACCAUGUGGAUCCAGGUUCGCACCAUGGAUGGGAAGGUGGCCCACACUGUGGACUCCUUGUCCAGGCUGACUAAAGUGGAAGAGCUGAGGAAGAAGAUCCAGGAGCUGUUCCAUGUGGAGCCAGGCCUGCAGAGGCUUUUCUACCGGGGCAAGCAGAUGGAGGACGGCCACACGCUGUUCGACUACGACGUCCGCCUGAACGACACCAUCCAGCUGCUGGUCCGCCAGAGCCUCGCGCUGCCCGCCCCCGGCGGCGGCGGCCCCGGCGGCGGCAGCAAGGAGCGGGACUCCGAGCUCUCCGACACGGACUCCGGCUGCUGCCUGGCCCAGAGCGAGUCCGACAAGUCCUCCAACAGUGGCGAGGCGGCCGCCGAGCCGGAAGGGAAGGCCGACGAGGAGGAGUGGGACGAGACGGAGCUGGGCCUCUACAAGGCUGGCGAGUACGUGGACGCGAGGGACACGAACAUGGGCGCCUGGUUUGAGGCCAAGGUCGUCAGGGUGACGAGGAAGGUGCCGGCCCAGGACGAGCCCUGCAGCUCCACCUCCAGCCCAAAGCCCGAGGACGACAUCGUCUAUCACGUGAAAUACGAUGACUACCCGGAGAACGGAGUGGUGCAGAUGAACUCACAGAACGUCCGGGCUCGCGCCCGACACAUCAUCAAAUGGCAGGACCUGGAGGUGGGUCAGAUGGUCAUGGUCAACUACAACCCUGACAACCCCAAAGAUCGCGGCUUCUGGUACGACGCGGAGAUCCUGCGGAAACGCGAGACCCGGACGGUGCGGGAGCUGCACGCCAACGUCAGGAUCGGGGACGAUUCUCUCAACGACUGUCGGAUCAUCUUCGUGGAUGAGGUCUUCAAGAUUGAGCGCCCUGGCGAGGGGAACCCCAUGGUGGAAAACCCGACAAGAAGGAAGAGCGGGCCCUCCUGCAAGCACUGCAAGGACGACGAGCGGAAGCCGUGCCGCAUGUGCGCCUGCCACCUGUGCGGGGGCAAGCAGGACCCCGACAAGCAGCUGCUGUGCGACGAGUGCGACAUGGCCUUCCACACGUACUGCCUGUGCCCGCCGCUCAGCAGCAUCCCCACCGACGAGGAGUGGUACUGCCCCGAGUGCCGGAUCGACUCCAGCGAGGUGGUGCAGGCCGGCGAGAAGCUGAAGGAGAGUAAGAAGAAGGCGAAGAUGGCGUCGGCCACGUCGUCCUCGCAGCGGGACUGGGGCAAGGGCAUGGCGUGCGUGGGCCGCACCAAGGAGUGCACCAUCGUGCCGUCCAACCACUUUGGCCCCAUCCCGGGCAUCCCCGUGGGCACCAUGUGGAGGUUCAGAGUCCAGGUCAGCGAGUCUGGGGUCCAUCGACCUCACGUGGCAGGCAUCCACGGCCGGAGCAACGAUGGGGCGUACUCCCUGGUCCUGGCUGGAGGGUAUGAGGACGACGUGGACCACGGGAACUCGUUCACGUACACAGGUAGCGGUGGACGAGACCUUUCUGGUAACAAGCGGACUGCAGAACAGUCCUGUGAUCAGAAACUCACCAACACCAACAGGGCUCUGGCUCUGAACUGCUUUGCCCCCAUCAACGACCUCAAAGGGGCCGAGGCCAAGGACUGGCGGUCGGGGAAGCCCGUCCGGGUGGUGCGGAAUGUCAAGGGCCGCAAGCACAGCAAGUACGCCCCCAUCGAGGGCAACCGGUACGACGGCAUCUACAAGGUCGUGAGGUACUGGCCCGAGAAGGGCAAGUCCGGCUUCCUGGUGUGGCGCUUCCUCCUGCGCAGGGACGACGUCGAGCCGGGGCCUUGGACCAAGGAGGGGAAGGACCGGAUCAAGAAGCUGGGGCUGACCAUGCAGUACCCGGAAGGCUACCUGGAGGCCCUGGCCAGGAGGGAGAAGGAGAAGGAAAACAGCAAGAGGGCAGCCCUGGAGAAGGAGGAGGACGAAGAGGAGGGCUUCACAUCCCCCAGGAAGGGCAAGCGGAAAAGCAAGUCGGCUGGAGGCGAUGGGUCCUCGCGAGGGGCACCCAAGAAGACCAAGGUGGAGCCCUACAGCCUCACCACCCAGCAGAGCAGCCUCAUCAAGGAGGACAAGAGCAACACAAAGCUGUGGGCGGAGAUCCUGAAGUCACUCAAGGACGGGCCGAAGUUCCUGAGCAAAGUGGAGGAGGCGUUCCAGUGUAUUUGUUGCCAGGAGUUGGUGUUUCGCCCGAUCACGACCGUGUGCCAGCACACCGUGUGCAAGGAUUGCCUGGACAGGUCCUUCAGGGCCCAGGUGUUCAGCUGCCCGGCCUGCCGCUGUGACCUGGGCCGGAGCUACGCCAUGCAUGUGAACCAGCCGCUGCAGGCUGUCCUCAACCAGCUCUUCCCCGGCUACGGGAGCGGACGGUGAUCCUCAAGCACUUCUCGCCGGGUGUCUUUUUUAAAAGAAACGUUAUCGGGGGUGGGGGGUGGGGGGGUCUGUGGCCCCCAUUUUGUUUUUAGCGAGCUUAACUUAAACAUGUAGUUUUUCCUCCACUCCCUAAAAAAAAAAAAAAAAAAAAAAAGCCUCGUCUUCCCGGUUUGGUCUUUUUUUUUUUUUUUUUUUUUUUUUUAAUCUGUAAAUUUUCCAGGAAUUUGUAUUAUGGCUCAAAGGAAGAAAGAAACUCGGACUUCUCCGCGUUUUUAUUUUGGUUUUAAAAAUAAAUAAAUAAAUAAAUAGCCUGCAAUUUAUCAGCGGGGAAAAAAAAAAACAACCCCCAAAAACCAAAAAAAAAAAAAAAAAAAAAAUUGUGUUUCUUCUGAGGAUGGAAUUAGAAACAACUUGGCGUGAAGGCCACUGAAAUUCCCAGCAUCAGGUUCUCAGCUGUUCUGGCCGCCGACUCGCAAGACGGCGCCGGGCUGCCUAGAACAGUCUUUUCAAGGUUGGUGGGUCAGGCCCCCAGAGGUGAAAUCCCGCCUGGCGGUGGCCCUGGGUGUGGUGUUGGCCCUGCUUCGCCGGCAGGAAAGUGUUCAAAGGAAAAGCUGUUCAAAGGAAAAGCGGAGGAGUCCCGUUGGGCCCAGUUGAACCCCCCCGCCCCACCCCCCCCCGCCUCCAAGCCAUCCCCCACUGGGCUGCUUCUGCGUCCCCACCGGUCACCCGAGCAGAGAGCUGGGGCCACACCGAAGCUACCUCCUCUGGACUCUUCCCCUCCAUGGGGGCCGAUGGGCGGCCCGGCGACGUCCCCUCUGGACGCCACAGAAGCAAACGCCUAGGGCCACGCUCAAGUGCCUUUGGUCCCUCCUUCCUAAUUCAACGCGGGGCUCUUUCUCAGCACUGAAUUGUUGACAGUGCCAACCAGAAUCUCAAACUGUGGUCCUCCAGCACCUCCCUGGAGACGCCGGGUGAGGGAGUGGGGACGAUGGGACUUUUGUCGAUCCUCGAAGUUGAAUUUUCAACUCGCCAAUUGGGAAUUACAAGAGGGAAACUUCAAAAAAAAAAAACAAAAAAAACCCUUUCUAAAUGAAAUUUUUUUUGUAGUUACUGUAUAUGUACCGAGAAAGCUAAUAACUUAGGGUUUGGUUGUGUUUUUUUUUGCGGGGGGGGGGAGUUUUGUGGUUUUUGGAAUGAUUUGUUAAUGUUUCUAACUUGACCAAAGUUUGCAGCUUAUACCUCAACAGAACAGGGAUAUUUUAAAUCACAUAACUGCAGACAAACUGGAGCGAUAUUGUUUUAAAAGUUUCUCUUUUUUUCCUUAUUAUUAGGUGGUUAAUGUAUUAGGAAUAAACGACGAAAUCCUGUGUAGGCUUUUUCUAUGAAGUUCAAUAUUCUCUGUCCAGGUUUUAGAUUCUCAGAAUAAAUGCCUUUUACAGAUGCA
Kogia breviceps (pygmy sperm whale) is the source of this 3933-nucleotide messenger RNA. Lineage: Eukaryota; Metazoa; Chordata; Mammalia; Artiodactyla; Physeteridae. The record is from RefSeq and is a predicted model, not a curated record.